This is a messenger RNA of Coregonus clupeaformis (lake whitefish), 502 nucleotides long. Its product is annotated as ralA-binding protein 1-like. Gene Ontology annotation, cellular component: membrane. The record is from RefSeq and is a predicted model, not a curated record. Gene Ontology annotation, molecular function: GTPase activator activity; small GTPase binding. NCBI's taxonomy places the organism in Eukaryota, Metazoa, Chordata, Actinopteri, Salmoniformes, Salmonidae. The transcript is spliced from 3 exons. Gene Ontology annotation, biological process: small GTPase-mediated signal transduction; positive regulation of GTPase activity; endocytosis. Bases 72 to 386 code for a protein of 104 amino acids.
UCCCACCCUCUCUCUCUCUCUUCCCUCUCUCUCCUCCUUCCCUCUCUCUCCUCCCUCCCUCUCUCCCAGGUAUGAAAUCUAAGGUGGAUGAGCUAAAGGCAGCGUAUGACCGUGAGGAGUGUCCGUGCUUGGAGCAGUAUGACCCUCACACCGUAGCCAGCCUGUUGAAACAGUUCCUCCGAGAGCUGCCUGAGAACCUGCUGGGACGAGACCUGGCUCAAGGCUUUGAGGACGCCUGCAGUCGAUCAGCCGAGGCUGAGAAGGUGACAGAGUUCCAGCGUCUCUUAGUGGAGGUGCCCCCUGGCAGCCGUCUGCUCCUGUCCUGGCUGGUCACUCACUUGGACCAUGUUAUCACAAGAGAGACCGACACCAAGAUGAAUAUCUAGAAUAUAUCCAUCGUACUCAACCCCACUGUACAGAUUGGGAACAGGGUCCUGUACGUGUUCUUCACCCACGUCCGGGAGCUGUUUGGGGAGGUGUUCCUGAGACCCGUGUCCCGCCC